GCAGAACGCUGGCCUGCGUUCGCAGGAUGCCACCAUCCCUUGGGAGCUCAACAUGCUGCGCGGGGGGAUUCACAUGCCCAUGAGGCUGAGCGUUCAGGUAUUGAACACCAGGCAGCUCUACGCCGAGAUGGGCAUCGAGACCACGUGGCCGACCCAGCAGCUCUUCCUCGACCAUCCGCGGGUCGUGCGCUCGGAUGUCGCGGCGAACAGGAUGUUGUCGUUGGUGUCGGCGUUGUGCGUCGAGCACGCGAGGCGCGGCAUGCCCUUUACUCAUGGGUACCCAAGGCGCCAGGUGAUGUUGCUAUGCCCGAAGCUCCGCCCCAAGUUCUUGCGGGAGUUCAAGGGCGACCUCGCUCUGUUCGACGAGCUGAAGGAUGCGGCCUUCCCAGGUGCCGAGCAGAUGAGGUCCAGGAGCCUCUUCAUGAAGAUGAGCGUAAAGCACUUGAAGGUAGCUUGGGGCGGUGGGCAGUGGGGUUUGGGCCAGGUCGCGCGGGUGGGUGGCGCGAUUUCGGGCUCGGACGGGCGAGGGUCGGGGGCCGCGGCUGCGCUCGCACCGCCCGCGCCGCACAGGCUCCUGGAGCAUAUCAAGGCCAAGUGCGCGCGCAUCAUCGGGAGCCAAAUCGUCGAGGAUUGCUUCAACAAGGCCAAGGGCAGAGUGGACUGCCAGAAGAACACCAUGUCCAGCGCUCCCGCCACGAUGGCCACUUGCAUCGACGCGAAGGUGAUCGAAUCGGUCCACAACUUCAAGCCCAUCGGGGUUGGCACGGAGUCGGUUGCGAGGAACAGCGCGUUCGCGCCAUCCACGUUCAAGCCGAGGUUGCAGCAGAGACACCUCGACGACCAGACGAAGGCGCUCAAGCUGUGGGAGGUGGCGGGGUUUGGAGAACCAUCAUGGUGCAGCCCAGGGUCACGGGGCAUGUUUGCGCCCCGCGCGGAAAUCGAGGUCUUGCGACAGUGCAAGCAACAGCGCAAGAUGGGGUACGUCGACAAGAAGUUCUUCUGCCGCUUGGUGCACCAGGGCGUGGCCAUCCAGCACACCUCCGAGAGGGACAGGGCCUGGCAUCUUGGCAUGGGGACGUUGGAAGGGGGCUUGGCCGUGACAUGGCCGCUGGUGCCCGACGGCGCCCGUGGCGACAUUUUCAUCAUCGACGCGAAGUCGGAGAUGCAGCUACUCGUGAUCGUUGACCCGUCCGAGUGGAGCGCAGCACCUAUUCGCCUCGACUCGCCGCUUCGCCAGGCGGUGGAGCGCGAGCUCCACCAGCUCGCGGGCGCGACGACGGGGGCCACCGAGGUCAACGUGAAGGCUUGGGAGACGUUUCUUAAG
Prorocentrum cordatum is the source of this 1324-nucleotide messenger RNA. Lineage: Eukaryota; Dinophyceae; Prorocentrales; Prorocentraceae. The record is from the annotation of a GenBank genome assembly.